GAGUCGGAACGACCGCCUGAUUAUCCCUGAAGCAAACUCCGCUCGCUGAGCGCUCAACCAAGCACUUUCUCACUCCUUCACCAGAGUCAACCUGAAACAGCGAAUAAAAAAAAUGUCUCAAGUCAUUUUGUGCUAAACCUGUGCCCACCUACCUUGCAAAAGGAGCAACCCAACUGCGAAUCGAAAUCUGCACGGCCAAUGCGAUCGUGAUCGAUUUUAAAAGGAAUAUUUUAACUGAUCCCACUGCCUCUGCUUAUGUCAACUUGACUGGGAUUCAUUGUAUGCUGAAUCACAGCUGAUCUAACACUCAGUGGCAUCAUGGCUUUAGAAAUGGAGCAAAAAGCAAGCAAACUGACUUUUGGAUUUCAGCGCAGUUCAACAUCAGAUGAUGAUUCUGGUUGUGUUUUGGAAGAGUAUGCUUGGGUUCCACCUGGCCUAAAGCCAGAACAGGUACAGCUAUAUUUUUCAUGCCUGCCAGAAGACAAGAUCCCUUAUGUCAACAGUCCUGGAGAAAAGCACAGAAUUAAGCAGCUCCUGUACCAGCUACCACCCCAUGAUAAUGAGGUGCGUUAUUGUCAAUCUCUGAGUGAGGAAGAAAGGAAAGAAUUGCAGCUCUUCAGUGCCCAGAGGAAGAAAGAUGCACUGGGAAGAGGAACUAUCAAACAGCUACCAAGAGUUCAAACGCAUAUUGCUUGUGAUCAGUGUAAGGAGAAGAUAAAAGGAGGUGAGGUCGCAAUAUUCGCCUCCAGAGCUGGUUCUGCUGUUUGCUGGCACCCAGCAUGCUUUAUCUGCUCAACCUGCCAGGAGCUCCUCGUUGACCUCAUCUACUUUUACCAAGACAGGAAAAUCCACUGUGGCAGGCAUCACGCUGAACUUCUGAAACCCCGCUGCUCUGCCUGUGACGAGAUUAUUUUUGCCGAUGAAUGCACAGAGGCUGAAGGCCGGCACUGGCACAUGAAGCACUUCUGCUGCUUUGAGUGUGAAACAGUUCUGGGCGGACAGAGAUAUAUUAUGAAGGAUGGGCGCCCGUACUGUUGUGGCUGCUUCGAGAGUCUGUACGCAGAAUAUUGCGAAGCAUGUGGAGAUCAUAUAGGAGUUGAUCACGCACAGAUGACGUAUGAUGGGCAGCAUUGGCAUGCCACCGACAAAUGCUUUUGCUGUGCCCAGUGCAGGACUUCGCUUCUGGGGUGCCCAUUCCUCCCAAAGCAAGGUCAGAUUUUCUGCUCGAAAUCCUGCAGCAUGGGCGAAGACGUCCACGCCUCGGACUCCUCUGACUCUGCGUUCCAGUCUGCGCGGUCAAGAGAGUCCAGGAGGAGUGUGCGACUGGGAAAAAGCAGCAAGUCUGCGGACCAGUGCAGGCAGUCACUGCUGCUUUCACCGACGGUAAAUUACAAAUGCCCCGAUCUCUCUGACAGGGGCGACGACCCUUUAUCUCAACAAAUGGACGCCCUCAGCCUCAACAGCCCAGCUGAGAGUCUCAGCAACAAUCAUUUCUGGAAGGGCCGAGUGGAGGCCGAUGCAGCUGAAGAACAUGAAGAAUGGGCCGAGCACGAUGAUUACAUGACCCAGCUACUGCUUAAGUUUGGCAGUCGGGGCGUCUUUCAGCAGUUCAGUGAAGACGCCAAGCACUGGAUAUCAGACAGCGAAGGCAAAACUAAAAUGGAACUGAAUGGCCGUAAUGGCCAAGGCUUGGUAAGUACGAAGUAUGAAUCCAACAUGUACUGGGCACAAUCCCAAGAUAAUCUAGGAGACUCUGCCUAUGGGAGCCACCCAGGACCUGCCAGCAGUCGCAAGAUCCAAGAGCUUGACAUUGAUCAUGGUGCAGCCGCCUACAAUCAUGACCAGAACCAGUGGUACGAAGAUUCACUGGAAUGCCUCACGAAUGAGUUAAAGCCAGCUGAGCAAAGUGUUCGAGAUUCUGUGGACUCUCUAGCCCUGUCCAAUAUCACAGGCGCAUCAGUAGAUGGAGACAACCAGCAACGAUCAUCUGUGUUUGCUCUCCAGGAUUUCCAAGAAAUUGAGAAUGACUGUGAGAAAAUGAGUAACAUGGGGACGAUGAACUCCUCAAUGCGCCACCGCAGCACAGAAUCCCUCAAGAGUUUGACCUCCGAACUCUGUCAGGUCAUGGCCCCAGAGGAGAAGCGAAAGCCACUCUGCAAUCCGAUGCUGAGAAGAUCAAAGUCCCAGUCAAGGCCCCAGCAAGUUAAGUUUUCUGAUGACGUCAUUGACAACAGGAGUUACGAGGAGAUCGAAAUCCGGCAGCCUCCGAUGAGCGAGAGAACUCGCCGGCGCGCAUACAACCUUGACGGCUACGCCAAUCGGCAUCAUCAUCGUCGCCGCAAGAGCAGGAAGUCCCGUUCUGACAAUGCCCUCCAUCUGGUGACGGAGAGGAGAAGUCCCCGAGAAAGGCCUUGUGUUUACCCUCCAGAGGACUGUGAAAAAUUAACCCAAGUCAAAGUCUCGCAUGAAAGGCGGGCAUACGUUCAAAGCCAGGAACUGUAUGGGCAGUACAGUCAUAACCCAGACUACGCCCUGCAGAACCAAGUUGUGGACAAAUUUCUUGGCUUGUAUGCGGAGGAUGAUGACUCCUGGUGCUCAACCUGCUCCUCUUCAUCCUCCGAUUCAGAAGAAGAAGGUUACUUCCUUGGGCAACCGAUCCCACAGCCCAGGGCCCAACGAUACCAGUAUUAUACGGAUGAUCUUGCAGGGCCGUCAUCGGUGCUGGCGAGUUCUAGUAUUGGGUCACGGACCACCAAAUCCAAAAAGAAAAAGGGGCACAAAGGGAAAAAUUGUAUAAUUUCCUAGAGCAGAAUGUGUAUGAACCAAAUCUGCAAGGAGCCUUUCCCACUUACUACUCUGUGAAUUCAGAUGGUGUUACUAAAGCAACCUAUAAGUUCAUUUGAAACUACAGAACACCCAGAGACAAAGUUGCUGGUCAGACUGCUACUUUUCCACUUUAAAGCCAAGAGUGACUGACACGGCAGUUGUGGAUAAACACACUAUUGUUUACACUUGUAGCGGUUCACUUGUUUCUGUAUUUUCACUGACUAUCUACUAAUAAGCAGUGGAUUGGGUAACAUCCCUGUCUCUGAGCCAGAAGGUACAGGUUCAAGUCCCACUCCAGGGCUUAAUGGUCAAGGAAGGUGCAUAAGUAUGUCGCAAAACAGGUUGGUUGUGAACAGUAAAUUCUUCCCAUGCCAAUGGAGGCAGUAUCAGCUGGAUAGAUUCCUGGUGAACCAUGUGAUGGACAAAGAAACAUUCUUAUGUCACUGUCCACAGUGAUACAUAGAUACGUACAACAUGCAUGUAAAAGGUGAUGUCGCCACAGCAACUCAGACCCCCUGAGCAAACCCCCUCUCUUUAUAGUUCUUCAAUCAACCAGUACAACACGGAACUUCAUACUGUUGAGUGUAUACUUUCAGAAAGUUUUAACUAGUCUUAACAGCUUUUAACUUUGUAACCUGUUUUAAUAUGUCUUUAUUGGUGCUUUCUGUAUUAUAAUGUUAAAUGUUCACUUUUAUUAAGGUGUUUGCAAUGAGCAUGUAAAGGCAAAGCAAAAGUUGCUGAGUGACCAAUGGGCAAUAAUGAAAGUCAGGCUGAGCGCAAAUCUGCUUCCCAAUUCUCAAUAUUACAGGCAUAAAAGUAGCAGCGAUCAAAGAAAAAUGUUGGUAUUUAAAAUGUAGGAUUUAGUAACUAAUGUUAAUCAUAAUUUAACAGUGCAAAUACUGUAUAUAUUGUACAGUUCAGAUUAAGAACUGAUAUUUUUAUAUAUCCCUGAAUUACAAAACAAGUCGUUUAUCUUUGGUUGUAAGAAAUAGAUGUAAUGAAGUAAUUGGCAACGUUAUAUUUGGUUUCAUAAUGACUCCUUGUCAAGUAACAGUUUAGCUUUUUGUCAUUAGGGUGUGCGUGUGUGUGUGUGUGUGUGCGUGUGUGCGCGCGCACGCGCGCGCGUGUUUAUGCUUUUAUGACAGCAAACGUUGCCCCCCCCCGGUUGUUGGUUCAAUUAAAUUCUUGCUGGAAUCAUCAGCAUGCAGAGUAUUAAUAGUCCUGCACAGUUGCAGAACUGGGGUGUCCUUGCUGUGUUACAAGAGCUCAGUGAGAAUCAGUUAAUGUAAAGAAAUAUCAAACUGAUGUAUAAAUGUAAAAACUGGAACAUGUAGAUGAAUAAAAUUAAUAAAAAAUGUUAUUGUAAGAUAA
Hemiscyllium ocellatum (epaulette shark) is the source of this 4197-nucleotide messenger RNA. RefSeq names its product prickle homolog 1b (gene prickle1b). The transcript has 8 exons. The record is from RefSeq and is a predicted model, not a curated record. Bases 319 to 2805 code for a protein of 828 amino acids. Lineage: Eukaryota; Metazoa; Chordata; Chondrichthyes; Orectolobiformes; Hemiscylliidae. Gene Ontology annotation, molecular function: zinc ion binding.